UUAGCCUCAUUAUUUUAUUGUAUUUGGCAUUUCUUUUUAUUAUUAGUGAUGUUUAACAUUUUCCCAUGCUUUUAUUAUCUUUUGUGAAAAUACUUUAUUCACUUAGAUUCUUGGCAUUAUUAUAUAUGUGUUACUCCUUUUUAAAACAACGUAUUGAAGUGAAAUUUACCUAAUGUAAAUUAACCGUUUAAAAAUGAUCAAUUCAUUAAGUACAUUCACAGUGUUGUGGAACCAGCCCCUACGUUUAGUUUCAGGACAUUUUCACCACUCCUGCAAGGUACCCAGUAAGCAGUUUCUAUUUGCCCCUCUCCUUGUCACCAGGCAACCGUUAAUCUACUUUCUGUUUUUAUCGAUUCGUGAACUAGAUAUUUCAUAUAUUGGAAUCAUAUAACAUGUGACCUUUUGUGCCUGGCUUCUUUCACUUAGCAUAAUGUUUUGGAGGUUCAUCCACGUUAUAGCAUGUAUAAGUACUUCGUUGCUUUUUACGGCUAAUAUUCCAUUUCCUGUAUAUACCACAAUUUUUUAUGCGUUCACCUGUUGAUGGGAAUUUGGGCUGUUUCCACCUUUUGGCUGUUAUGAAUAAUGCAGCUGUGAUCAUGCACACACAUGUACUUAUUCAAGUACCUAUUUUAACUUCCUUUAGAAGUAGACCUAGGAGUGGUAUUGUGAGAUCAUAUGGUAAUUCCAUUUUAACUUUUUGAGGAAUUGCAAAACCAUUUUCUACAGAGGCUGCACCAUUUUACGUUCCCACCCACAAUGUACAGAGUUCCCAUUUCUCCACAUCCUUGUCAACACUUGUGUCUUAUGUAUAUGUUUUUUUUAAUGAUAGCCAUGAUAGUGGGUGUGAACUGGUACUUGACUGUGGUUUGAUUUGUAUUUCCAUAAUAACUAAUGAUGAUGAGUACUGUUAAUAUUUGUAAGUGAGAAAAUGAAGGAAAAAGAAAGCCGUACUCUUGAAGUUAUUUUCAAAUUAGUUAAGUAUCCUUUGAAGAAAGGAAAUGUUUACAUAAAAUUAAGUGAAGUGUCCUAUUCCAAAUUUGAGUACUGUUAAGCUAUUAAUUCUGUUUAAAUAUUUCAUCGUUUUCGUAACAGAGGUACUUCUAAAAUACAGCCUUUUGCCUCCAGGUUUGUUUUUAGCUUGUUUUCCAUUUUUCCAUCACCUGGCUGGAUAAGGGAUUCAACCUAAUUUAUGCCUUUUAAACAAUAGCAGUCAAAGUGAACUUCUGGUCCCUGAAGUUUACUGAUGAGUAUUGCCUCAGAACUUAGAGAUGUAAAUCCUCAGGUCCUUCCCAUAUCUACUGAGUCAGAAACUUUGAGGGUGACCCCAGCAGUCUGUGUUUUUACAAGCCUUUCAGUUGAGUCAGAUUGGAGGCACAUGUAGUUGUCAGAACUGCUACUGUAAACCAAGAUUCUUAGGUUGAUUCUAUGAUAAACAAACAGCCCUUGUGGGAGUUGUAAUCCACAAUGUUGGUCUCAUUAGCACCACAUUUUUUUAGCUUAAGUAGUCAGACAAUAUGAACAAUUAAGUUGAAAUCAUGUUAAAACCUCCUAUUUAAGAAAGCAUAAAUCAUAUAGUUUUACCUAGAAACUGCUAUUCAGUUUAAAAAUUAUGUUAAAAAGAGGAAAGUAUUUUUCAAAAGCUGCUUUUGAUCUUUGGCCAAAUACUGAAGUAAUUUAAGAGGCCCAUACCCAUGAUGUAUAUUUUUCCUUUUAUUUGUACUUUUUCAGUUUUUUUGGCCUUGCUUUUCAUGAGCUAUGUUUCCUUUUAUUUGUGUCUAGACUUUAUUUUUUACUGCUUCAGAGCCAACAUUAUGAAGCUUUUUAUUGUGAAGGCCAAUACGGCAGAGAUGUUGACUGGAGAGAGAAGUGUGCGUGACCCAAACACGGGCUUAUUUGAAGAGGAGUGUUUUUUUUUUUUUCUGCGCAGGCUAUUCAAAAGGAAGAAGUAUAUCUACUUUGCAGAGUUUUAUGAGGAUUUAACUCACACAUUUAUGUAUAUUAUAACGUGUGGUACAUGAUAAGCAUUCAGUUAACGAAGCCUUUGUCAUUUGCUGAUUGUGUUGGGGAUGAGCUGCCGUGGGGAUGGGAAGCAGGGUUUGACCCUCAGAUUGGUGUCUACUACAUCGAUCACAUCAACAAAACCACACAGAUAGAAGAUCCAAGGAAACAAUGGAGGGGGGAACAGGAGAAGAUGCUGAAGGACUACCUCUCCGUGGCGCAGGAUGCCCUCCGGACCCAGAAGGAGCUGUACCAUGUGAAGGAGCAGAGGCUGGCUCUGGCCCUGGAUGAAUAUGUGCGAUUAAAUGAUGCCUAUAAGGAAAAGUCAAGUUCUCGCACAAGCUUAUUCUCAGGAUCUUCAUCCAGUACUAAAUAUGAUCCCGAUAUUUUAAAAGCUGAGAUCUCCACUACAAGAUUAAGGGUUAAAAAGCUGAAGAGAGAACUCUCACAGAUGAAGCAAGAACUGCUCUAUAAAGAACAAGGCUUUGAAACAUUGCAGCAAAUCGAUAAAAAAAUGUCUGGAGGCCAGAGCGGGUAUGAACUCAGUGAAGCCAAAGCCAUUCUAACAGAACUAAAAUCUAUCAGAAAGGCCAUUAGCUCAGGAGAAAAAGAAAAACAAGAUCUGAUGCAGAGUCUUGCUAAGCUGCAGGAGCGGUUUCAUUUGGAUCAGAACAUUGGCAGAUCUGAGCCAGAUUUGAGAUCUAGUCCUGUGAACUCUCAUUUAUCCCUCUCCAGACAGACCCUUGAUGCUGGGUCACAAACAAGCAUUUCCGGAGAUAUUGGAGUGAGAAGUAGAUCAAAUUUAGCUGAAAAGGUCAGGCUAAGCCUACAGUAUGAAGAAGCCAAAAGAAGUAUGGCCAACUUAAAAAUUGAACUGUCAAAAUUAGACAGUGAAGCCUGGCCCGGGGCACUGGAUAUUGAGAAGGAGAAACUGAUGCUGAUUAAUGAAAAAGAAGAACUUUUAAAAGAGCUUCAGUUCGUCACCCCACAGAAACGUACCCAAGAUGAAUUGGAACGCCUAGAAGCCAAGAGGCAGCGGCUGGAGGAAGAGUUGCUGUCGGUGAGGGGAGCACCAAGCAGAGCUCUGGCUGAGAGAUUGAGAUUGGAAGAGAGAAGAAAAGAGCUGCUACAGAAACUUGAAGAAACUACUAAAUUAACUACUUAUUUGCAUUCACAACUUAAAAGCCUCUCCGCCAGCACCCUGUCCAUGUCAUCUGGGAGCAGCCUGGGUUCCCUGGCAUCAAGUCGGGGCUCUCUGAACACCUCCAGCAGAGGGUCACUCAACUCCCUGAGUUCCACUGAGCUUUAUUACAGCAGUCCAAGUGAUCAGAUAGAUGUGGAUUAUCAGUAUAAGCUGGACUUCCUUCUGCAAGAGAAAAGCGGUUACAUUCCUUCCGGACCCAUCACCACCAUCCAUGAAAAUGAGGUGGUCAAGUCCCCCAGCCAGCCUGGCCAGAGUGGGCUCUGUGGGGUGGCAGCUGCAGCAACAGGCCACACUCCUCCACUGGCUGAGGCCCCCAAGUCUGUGACCUCCCUGUCCUCGAGGUCCUCCCUUUCCUCCUUGUCUCCUCCGGGCUCUCCCUUGGUUUUGGAAGGCACGUUUCCCAUGUCUUCUCACGAUGCCUCUCUCCAUCAGUUCACUGCUGACUUUGAAGACUGUGAAUUGAGUAGCCAUUUUGCAGAUUUCAGUCUCGUCGAAAGUCAGAUCUUGCUGGAUUCUGAUUCAGGAGGAGCCUCCCAGUCUCUUUCAGAGGAUAAAGACCUUAGUGACUGUGCUAGGGAGCCAUUGUAUGAAGGAACUGCAGAUGUGGAAAAACCAUUACCAAAAAGAAGAGUGAUCCAUCUGCUUGGGGAGAAAACCACUUGUGUGUCGGCCGCUGUAUCUGAUGAGUCUGUGGCUGGAGACAGUGGGGUCUAUGAAGCUUUCAUGAAACAACCUAGUGAAAUUGAAGAUGUCAUAUACAGUGAAGAGGACGUUGCCAUUGUAGAAACUGCCCAGGUUCAGAUAGGACUCAGAUAUAAUGCAAAAAGUUCAAGUUUCAUGGUGAUUAUAGCACAACUCCGAAACCUUCAUGCCUUCUUGAUACCUCAUACUUCGAAAGUAUAUUUUCGGGUUGCCGUUCUUCCCUCCUCAACUGAUGUCAGCAGUCUGUUUCGCACAAAAGUUCAUCCGCCCACAGAAUCCAUUUUGUUCAAUGAUGUGUUCAGAGUCGCCAUUUCCCAAACAGCCUUACAACAGAAGACACUGAGAGUAGACCUUUGCUCCGUCAGUAAACACCGAAGGGAAGAAUGCCUGGCUGGAACUCAUAUCAGCCUGGCAGAUUUACCAUUUUCCAAUGAGGUUUUCACUCUAUGGUAUAACUUGCUUCCUUCCAAGCAAAUGCCUUGCAAAGAGAAUGAAGAAAAUGAGGACUCUGUAUUUCAACCAAACCAGCCAUUAGUAGAUUCCAUAGACUUGGAUGCAGUGUCAGCCUUACUUGCAAGAACAUCAGCUGAGUUGUUAGCUGUGGAACAAGAAUUAGCACAAGAAGCAGAAGCAGAAGCAGAAGAAGAAGAAGAAGAAGAGCCAAGACAAGAAGAGCAAAGGGGUCCAGAAGGAGACUGGUUAACAAUGCUAAGAGAGGCCUCUGAUGAAAUUGUGGCUGAAAAAGAGGCUGAAGUUAAAUUGCCAGAGGACAGUAGCUGUACAGAAGAUUUAAGUUCAUGCACUAGUGUGCCUGAGGUGAACGAAGACAGGAACAGGAAAGAAAACAGCUGUGUCAAAGACCUCAAAAGUCAGCCACCUACUGGAAUACCAACGCUGGUUGAUAAAGAGACAAAUACUGAUGAAGCUGCUACUGACAAUAUGGCAGUUCGCCCCAAAGACCGCAGUAGCCUGAGCUCUAGACAGCGUCCCUAUGUGAGGAGCAGUGUGAUAGUGCGCUCACAAACCUUUUCUCCGGGAGAGCGGAAUCAGUACAUCUGCAGGUUAAAUCGGAGUGACAGUGACAGUUCAACCCUGGCUAAAAAAUCACUGUUCGUGAGAAACUCCACUGAACGGCGCAGUUUGAGGGUCAAAAGGACGGUUUGCCAGUCAGUCCUUAGAAGAACAGCACAAGAGUGCCCAGUGCGGACAUCUCUAGAUUUGGAACUGGACCUUCAGGCAUCUCUGACCCGGCAGAGCCGCCUCAAUGAUGAGCUGCAGGCGCUCAGGGACUUGCGGCAGAAGCUAGAGGAACUGAAAGCUCAGGGAGAGACUGACCUUCCACCUGGCGUGCUGGAGGACGAGAGGUUCCAGAAGCUUUUGAAGCAAGCUGAGAAGCAGGCUGAACAGUCAAAAGAAGAGCAGAAGCAAGGUUUGAAUGCAGAGAAAUUGAUGAGGCAAGUCUCCAAGGAUGUGUGUCGGCUCCGGGAGCAGAGCCAGAAGGUGCCUCGGCAGGUGCAGUCCUUCAGGGAGAAGAUUGCCUACUUCACCAGAGCAAAGAUAAGCAUCCCAUCCCUGCCGGCUGAUGAUGUGUGAUUAUGUGGCUUAAGAAAUUAUUUUUCAUCUGUUCACUUUCUUAGGGAGGGUAAAAGACUGAAGAUCUGUUUGGUUUUUGUUUUGGUGUUUGUUUGUUUUUUGUUUUGUUUUGUUUUUGGUAAUAUGACUGUCAACUCUUGAAGGACUUCUAUUUCACGUUAGAUUUUCAACACAUUAAUUUGUAAAAUACCUUGAGUGUAAUUUUUAUAUGCUUAAAAAAGAAAAAAUUGAUAAGAAAAAUGGGAUAAUCUGAUACACAAAUGUUGCCCAGUAUGUACGUAUUGCCAGUGGGCUUUCUUUCGUAAAAAUGGAAUGUAGGCAGGACCCCACGUGUGUACCGUUGAGCCGACUGGAGAAAGAACUUGUUUUAGCAGGUAGUUUUGCUUCUCCUUUCCAUUGCUGUGAGUAGGCUGUGCCGACGGCAGCAGCGCCACGUGGCAUCUGUGCACCGGCGAGGAGAGGAGCGCUUUCCAUUUGGAGGGCAGCGUGAGCAUGAGCUGGAGUGCAGCGUUCCAAGUCCAUUCAAAAUGGGUGGUGCAUUCAUGGCCAUCACCUGUGCAGGAACACCUGAUUUUCUUAAAACAAUUUCCUUUUUGUCCUUUUGUAUUUUUCUAAAGAAAACUAAAAUAUAAACUACCAAAUGCUCUUAAGAAUAUAAGUGUACAAAGCAGCACUGCUCUUGGCUACACUAAAGAUCUUGGGAUUCAUGACACUGAGGGCAGGGAGAAGAAAGAACACCAGCCAUGCAGAGACACAUGCAAAUAAGCUCAUCAAAUGAGCAGCCGCUUUCUCUCACUCGGCCUGACUUUGCAUAAAUGUUCAAAUGUGAGUUUCUGGCUUGCACCAGUGGUUUGUCCUAAGUCUAAGCACGGUGCCAAAUGGAGGCCCUGUGUUCUGAGGACAGAGGGAGCUGGAGGUGUGGAGGGAAACACAUCAGCACUCAUUUGGUGUAACCAGGAAGAGAGGAAACGAUGUCUUGAUAGAAUCAAAGUUGCCAAAAACAAAAAAGAGUUUAUCAAGCAGAUUUCUAACAUUUAGUAGAAAUUACUUCAUAGCUCUCAUUUUUAGGGGAUUCGAUCUAUAAUUUAUGGUAAAUAGUUGGGAGGCAAAGGGAAGACUGUGCCUGGGGGGAUUAUUAAUCUGAAGAAUAAGCUAAGCUGUUUAUAAAAAAGACGAUUUUGGAUGAACAAGUUUAGAGAUAUAAACUGACUAAUGUGUCUUCCAGUUUAGAAUUUCAGCUUACCCAACCCAGGCACAUCUUAAAAAAACAGAUCCUCAGUGCACCUCUGACAGCAUCAAAGCUUUUAAAAUAAAUAGUAUUUAGGCCAUUUAAACCAUACUUACCACUCAGAAACAAUUUUGGGUUCGCCAUCUAAUACAGCAAAUGAAAUCAAUUUUUUUAAGAAAUGCAAAAUUGUCUUAAAGAUAUGGACCUCUUAAAAAAAAAAUGUGUUCCUAAGUUAGAAUGCUCACUAGCAAGAAUUUUUAUUUUCUCGAAAUCAAUUAUAUAUGUUUUGGAAAGUUCAUGUUAUUGGAAUCGAAGUUCAAAUUAAGCAACUUCUGAGCCUAGAACUUUAUUUUUUCCUGAAUGUCCCACCACUUAAUACAGAUUUCUCUGAAGACAUAACUGGACAUGACAGACACUACUUUCAACAAAAACCAGCCCAGGGAAUUGACUGCACACAGUCCUGUAAGGCUGCUCAGUUCAUUCUAUUAGAUGACUAAGGAAAACUAGAGAAAGAACACAGUUCACCCUGUCAAGGUCAAAUGUGAAAGGCAGAAGUUUAUUUAACAUAGAGGUAAAUGAAGGUGAGCUGUUUCCAGUCUUAGUUUGACCAUGAAAAUGUCUAUAGAAUUAUGUGUAGUUGUUCCAUACAAUUUUAUUUUCUUCAUUUAUUUAUUUACAGUCUUAUUUAUGUUCUGUUUAAUAUAUAGUUUGAUUCUGGCCAUUUUAAAUAUUUGACACAGAAGAGACUAUAUUGGAAUAUUUACAGCUUUAUAAGUCUUUCAUCAGAUUAGCUGUUGACUUUUUGUAAUACAAAAAGUUUCAGACAAGUAUUAAAGAAUAAAAUCUGUCUCAGGCCGGUAGUUAGCAGUUGUGACCAAGAUGCUUUUGGUUGUUGUAUUUUACAAAAUUUCCUCAUUUCUAACAUGAAAGAUGAACUUAUUUUAAUAUAAUCCUUUUUCUACACUUUAAAAGUCAGCAAUAGUGUUAUGUAUUUGUAGGCAGCUUUUAAUAAUCUUGUCAUAUUUGUACUAACCCAAAUGAUCACAGUGACAAAACAUUUUAAUAACUUGAUCACAAAACCAUAUGGACAAAUAUGAAUUUUAAUAUUAUAAAUACUAUUUUUAAAAGGCAGAAUUUAUUCACACAGGGUAAAAAAGAAUGUAAUAUUUAGUUCUCAAGUUUGAAUUAUCAGUAUAUUAUUACAAUUUUGUAUAUCAGAAUCUUAAGUGUUACAGGUACAAAAAGAAUAUUGCUAGCCAAAUGAACAAAGUUUAGCUGAAUCUCUGUAGCAUGCAAAUCAAAUUAAUUAAAUUUUUUUGCUAUUGCUUUAUCUAUAUUGUAUUAACUACCAAAAGCUCAGGACUGAACUAAAUAUUUAAUCAGGUUAAAUUCUGAACAUGUUUCUGUCUUAAUUUGUCUUGUUUGUAAACGUAUGCAAAUACAUCACAUAGAUUAA
Molecule: messenger RNA, 8181 nt
Organism: Sapajus apella (tufted capuchin)
Lineage: Eukaryota; Metazoa; Chordata; Mammalia; Primates; Cebidae
Gene: WWC2
Product: WW and C2 domain containing 2
Exons: 23
Coding region: 2015-5497 (1160 amino acids)
Biological process (GO): negative regulation of organ growth; cell migration; regulation of DNA-templated transcription
Cellular component (GO): cytoplasm
Molecular function (GO): kinase binding; molecular adaptor activity
Source: RefSeq, a predicted model, not a curated record